Messenger RNA from Mytilus californianus (California mussel), 2594 nucleotides. Its product is annotated as neurochondrin-like. Bases 107 to 2545 code for a protein of 812 amino acids. Lineage: Eukaryota; Metazoa; Mollusca; Bivalvia; Mytilida; Mytilidae. Gene Ontology annotation, biological process: neuron projection development; regulation of neuronal synaptic plasticity. Gene Ontology annotation, cellular component: dendrite. The transcript has 19 exons. The record is from RefSeq and is a predicted model, not a curated record.
CAUACCGCGUGCAGCUUCCGUUUUAAAGUCGAACAGAAGACGACUUUAAAAAAUAUCUAUCUUUUAUCAGUUUAUUACAUUUCUCUUCAGGAUAAUUGUCAUAACCAUGGCAACAUCUGAUGAUAAAAACAUAAGAAAAACAUUUUCUGUACUUGAAAAUGCUAAGACAGAUAAUGAAAGAUUUGCAGCCUUGCUUCUGUUUGCAAAGACUACCAAUGCCAAACAGUUGUCAUUGGAAGACAGAAAAAGAGCACUUGAUGCCAUUGGAGUUACGUUCUUCAAUAGAUUAUUGAAAUCAAAAAACAUUCCAGAAGAUUGUGAAGUCGAUGUUUACAGAAGUUUAGCAUUGAAAAUUCUAUCAGGCUUAUGUGGUGAUAAUCAGCUGGUAUUAGAAUUUGAAGUUUAUAAAAUCCUUAGAAGUAUAAAUGACAUUAUAACAGACAGUGACAGUCAGGAAGAUAUGAUAAUAGAUUGUUAUGAUUUACUGUCAGCUUUUGCACAAACAGAAGAAGGUUCUAUAAAACUGGUGGAUUAUGGGACAGUAACUGCCUUGUCUGAAGUAAUUACAAAACAUUUACCUGGCUGUGAAAAAGGACAAGUUAUCUUACAAUCAGUACUACAUCUUUGUGGUGAUUAUGCAUGGAAGAAAGAUACUCCAUCAAUGCAGGUUGUAUUAGAACAUUUCUGUAAUCAACUGGAAACUUUUCAGGAUGAAAGAAAGUUUGAGCUAUGUGCUGUUGUGUCUGGAAUAGUGUCAUCUUUGCCUAAAGAUGUGGCUAAGAAGUCACUACAGAGAACAUGGUUUAAAUCUUUGGUGCAUGCAUUGGCAGAUAUGUUUACCAGUAAAUUAGGUCAACCUCAGAGAGACCCUGCCCUUAGACUGGCAUCAAGUGUCCUUGACAAGCUAGGUGUAGAAAGUAUAUUACCACCAAAUAGAGAUGAUUGUAAGCUGUUACUGGUCAUAAUCCAUCUAAGCUGCAUAGAAGUUAGAAUCUCAUUAGAGAAUCUUACUCCAGAUCAGAUAAUGACUAAAGCAGAUACUUUAGUGUCCUGUUAUAACUUAUUAGAAUUAAUAAUUUGUCACAUGACCUCUGCUCCAUCAUUAAAAUUGGAUGAAAACCAGGUUUUACAGCUUCACUCAGCCAUGGAAGGAGCAUUUAAUUCAGUUAUAUUCUAUCUAAGGGAGCAGUCGGAACUUGAAAUACAGAGAGUAGAUCCCAGUCAAAUAGUACUAGCUUCAGUUAGAGUAUUAGGAUCAUGGGUAGCAGAGGAGACUUCAGCUCUCAAAGCAAGAGUACAAGAAAUUCUACCUUUUAUUCUUAAAUUAUGUAAGUGUCAACUGAAAUGCACAAAGACUAAGAGACUCUCUCUAAAGAAAAAAUCUGUAAAAUUCAAAAGUGACACAGAGGAUCAUUCGGAAUCAACUUUAUCAUCAGAAUUGGAGUCUUGUACUAUCACUCAGGAAACAACAGAAAAUAGUAUCAUUCCACAAAAUGUUGACCUCAGCAAGGAUAGUAGUGAUAAUCAUAGGGAUAUUACAUCUGACAAUGUCAAAGACUCAUCUUCUUAUCAUGUUUCAGAUUCAGACAAUUCUGAUCAUAAAUGCUUAGUUAAUCAAGACUCAUUGAACAGUGAUUCCACAUGUACAAGUAGUGAUGAAAUUGAAAAGUUAGAAAUAAACAAAAGUGAUCAAUCUGUGUGUUCUAACUCUAGCAGUAGUGGUAUGUCAGUAUCAGGGGACAUUAAUAUCCGCAAUGUAGAUUUGAUUGGAUUUUUACUACCAGGGUUUUGUCACAUGACGGCAGAAGAUUUGUCCAGAAAGAUUUUAUUAGACAAUGAUUUACAUUCUGUUUUAUCUCUUUACUUUAAAAAUUGUGUUGAUGGUUUAGAAGAAAAAUUUGAAGAGGAUAUUUUGAGAAGUAUGGAAACUUUAUGUGGAGUUUUCCUAAACUUAGUUGUCUUGGAACCAGAAUUGAUAGCAGAGAAUGAGGAAUUACAUAAAGUUACACAAAGUAUAUUCAAAUGUGCAAAACUUAUCAGUAAUAAAGAAGAUACUUUGACAUUGUGGGCCAAUAUCAUAACUCUUGGUGUAUUCUUCCUAAGACAGCAAGCACAUGUUAAGUAUGAUAAAGAUGAUCUGACCAAAUUUUUUUCCAUGGUUGUAAGCUUUAUAAAAGCUCCAUAUACAAGUUUAACGGUAGACAGUGCAGAAGUUUUAUCUGUAGCAGAGUUGUAUAUACCAGUGUGGGAUAGUAUAUACCAGCUCUGGUAUCUAUGUAUUCAAGCCACAACAUCAUGUCUGCCUAUGUAUCCUACCUUAGUGUAUGCCAUGAUGUCUACAGGAUUCUUGCCACAUAUCAUUAGACUGUUAAAUAAAGUACAUGGCAGAAAUGUAGACGAGGACACCCUCCUUUGUCUGAUUGGUGUUAUUACAUCAUUGGUUACCACAGAGGUCAAAGCUAUAGAUGUUCUCAGGAGUUGUGGUGGAAUGGAAUUCUCUAGGUUGUACAAUUGUUCUGAAUUGGAGAAGCUCAUUGAACAGUAACAGAAGAGACUAAAUUUAGUGCUGUGAUAUUAUUAAAUUUAGUAAAAUG